Messenger RNA from Vicia villosa (hairy vetch), 2025 nucleotides. RefSeq lists its product as uncharacterized. Gene Ontology annotation, cellular component: nucleus. Gene Ontology annotation, molecular function: transcription corepressor activity. The record is from RefSeq and is a predicted model, not a curated record. The coding region runs from base 1 to 2025 and encodes 674 amino acids. The transcript is spliced from 2 exons. Lineage: Eukaryota; Viridiplantae; Streptophyta; Magnoliopsida; Fabales; Fabaceae.
AUGGAGCGUGAAUGCGAUGAUGAAUUCAGUCCUAAAAUAGGUACUGACCACCAGGCAGAAAUUCCUUUGAAUCUUGCUGCUUCAGAAGAUUUAUAUGAUAAACCACUUUCUUCUGCAAUUUGUUUCCCCGUCUCAGUCGCAUGGAGUGAUGCUGAUGCAGAAAGUUUAGUACUUGCUUUGUUUCUUUUUGGGAAGGAUUUUACUCUCGUAAAUAAAUUCUUAGAGAACAAAGGGAUGGAGGAAAUACUCUCAUUUUACUAUGGAAAGUUUUACAAUACCGAUGGAUAUCGUAGAUGGUUGGAGUGCAGGAAGUUGAAAGGGAGGAAAUGUAUGAUAGCCAAGAAACUUUCUACCAAAAUGAGGCAAAAUGACCUAUUGUCUCGUUUGAUUCCUCGUGUCUCUAAGGAAUCUCAACAUACUUUGUUAAAGGUUUCUAAGUCAUUUGUGGAAGGAAAAACUUGUCUGGAAAAAUACAUAUCUUCUAUGGCAUCUAUUGUUGGACUUGGCGUUUUUGCACAAGCACUAGGUAUUGGAAAGGAGAACGGAGUCCUUACUCGGCUUGAUUUGGAACCUAGGAAGAACAGUUGUGAAGAGUUUUCAGCACCAGCUUGCAAAGCUUUGUCUUCUCUCGGACCGGAUGAUAUAAUACAGUCUUUGACUGGAGAAUUACUGCUGAGCAAAACCAGAAGGAAUGAACUGUUCUGGGAAGCUGUUUGGCCCCGCUUAUUGGCAAGAGGUUGGCACUCUGAGCAACCAAAGAAUCUAGAUUAUUGGGUGUUUCUCAUUCCCGGUGUUGACAAGUUUUCUUUGGGAAAACAUUUGAAAGGGCUACAUUACUUUGAUUCUGUUAAGGAUGUGUUGAGCAAAGUAGUAGCUGAACCAAAUAUUAUUCUGCUUGAAGAAGAAUCAAACACGGAUGUUUUCUCUAACAAUCACUGUUCAUGUUACCUCAGGUGUCGAUCUUCAACUUACGAUAAAGAUCAUAUACGUUUUGUGAAUGGCGGAAAGCCAUCAGAUUUAAGGGAAUUGAAAUAUGUUUCGUCUAAUACAGUUGAGGUAAAUGUUGAUGGUAAAAGAUAUAAAGGGUACCAAUAUACAAGGAGAGUAAACCAUAGCAAAGAUAUGUCAGAAAGCAUUGAACAUAGGUCCACAAAGUUAACAGCUAUUGAUACCAAUAGACUUCAUGAAAGAAAACUAUUGAAGGUGAAACCAAAGAGAUAUCUGUCCAUUGAAUUGGAAGAUGCUUCUAUGAUGAAAGAAAAUAAGGUUGGCACUUCAACUGAUAGUUCACCGAGGAUGGCGGAAGCUAAGAUUCAGCUAUAUGGCAGAAAGAAAACUAAUAGUUGCAGAGAUGCAUCUUGUAAUGGAGUUUCAGGUAAAAAACAAGCACGUGAUAAUCCUGAUAAUGAUGCAAACAAGAUAGUUGAAAGGCAUAAAAACCAAGACACCUGCGUGUUUGAUGAUAGUCAGUGUAUGAGGAUCAUAAAGCAUCCGUUUAAUUGGAGAGUAAGCUUAGGUGAUUCUAAUCAUGAAGCUGUUCCUACUAAAAGGAGGAGAUUGACUGCUUGUACGAAAGCAGAGAUUAGGCGCAUCAUCGAGAUCGCUUCAGGAGAAUUGGGAUCAGAUAAAGCAGGAUUCAUUUGUUCUUUUGCUUCAUCAGCAGACAGAAGUGUGGAAGGUGAGAAAGGCCUAAAGUCAAAAGAUCCAUGUCUAACAUCUGCUGCUACUGAGGAAGUAAUUGAGGAGCCUCUGAGAACACAUUAUGAUGUUGGUUCGUUGGAACAACCCAAGAGAAGACAAAGCAGUAGAAACAGCAAAUUGACAGUUAAAGCAUUUGAAAGUUUAGCAAAUGAGUUCUUGCAUGUGCAAAAGAAACAAAAGAAGAUUGACAUCAUUUUUAAUCCUUGCCGCAAGGCUCGAACAAAAGGCAAAACAAGACCGCGUCGACAUUUUUUAGCUCAUUGGAAUGCAGUUGAAGUACAAGAAGAAAAUCAUUUGAAUGUAGAUGGCAGUAUAGUUGGUUAA